CUCUUUGUAGUUGUGGCCAUCCCAAACUACGCCUCUUCAGUCACGCGUCAACAUGGCGACGUACGGAAAAACAGGGCGAAGCGGAUGGGAUAUUUAUACAUUCUGCCUGGUUAUUUUCCUGCAGCUGUUAAUCAGCGACUGUUCUUCCGAUCCCAAUCAAAACGCCCCAAACGGCUUGAAUCUAAAUCAAAGUUUGGACCAAGCUGCAGAGGGGGUUUCUCAUGCUCCAAUUAACCAGAGUCUCACAACUAAAGUGCCCCUGACGGACCUGCCAGCACCUGCUGGCAAUGAAACCGCAGUAGUACAAGCUGCUAAAGACAACAUCACAACAGCUGAUAAACCAGAGUCCUCUUCAGCAAAUAAGAAAGAUUCCUCUGUCACCAUAAUUGGUUCUUCUGCUGACGCACCCCCACAGGGUUCUGCAAGCAAUAAAACCAUAAAACCAUCAAAGAAACCGACCCCUUCACAAAUGGCUCCUUCACAAACCACUCCACACCCUGUUUCUGAAGCCCCCACUGUCAAAGAGUUGGAAACAGUACAACCUGAAACAGAGGAGCCUGAAGUACCUGAAACUGACUUGAAACAAAAAAACACACUAAACCCAUUCACAGUCCCGGAGCAGAAUGAGGACACAUCAGAAACUACCACCACUCUGGGUGAAGGUAUGGACACGGAAGAUGACGAUGAGUAUGACUAUGGAGAACCUAGAGAUGCAAAAGACCAAAUUGAGACCAAGCAGCAUGUGGAAGAAGAGGAGUUGACCCGUUACAAGGGAGCUGACAGCUACAACGUAGAGGAUGAGGACUCACAUUUCUUCUUUCAUCUGGUCAUCCUGGCCUUCCUGGUGGCCAUUGCCUACAUCACCUAUCACAACAAGAGGAAGAUCCUCCUCCUGGCACAGAGCCGGCGGUGGAAAGAUGGUUUAUGUUCUCGCAAUACAGUGGAGUAUCACCGCCUGGACCAGAACGUCAACGAGGCCAUGCCGUCCCUCAAGAUGACCCGAGAAUACAUUUUUUGAUCAACACUCAGAGGACCAGUGUAUCACAGAGCCUGAUGACCUUCUUCGCGGGUCUUAUUAUCGACAUGCUGCGCUUUGUUGUGGAUGCUUUCUCUCGCUUUAGAAGCCAAUAAAAAAAAGCAGGGGCUGUGAUUUCUUUGAAGUAGAAUUAAGUAGAUGUUUGUUUAUCUGGUAUUUUAUUUAUGUUUUUUAUGUUAAUUGCUAUUUUUCUAAAUGAAUAACUUACUGGGAUUUGAUAGUUGAUUUAUCAGAGGUCUUUAUUUGUCUUUGUUUUUGAGCAUUUUUGCCUUAUGGUCCUAUCAGACCUCUUUGUUUUCUCUCUUGCAAUGUCUUAAUAUUUUUAAUGUCGGGGAAGUACAUGUUAGUUACUUUUCAGUCAGAAUGUCAUUCCUGGUUGUUAAUAGUUUAUUAUCAGAAAUUAAAAACAUAUUUCUCUCCCAGCAGUUAGCCAAGAUAUGAAUUCCUCUUGUGAAAGCAUAUGGAUACAAACAAAGCCGCCAUCUAUAAAAAGCUAAAAGGUGCACAUGUACAGAAAUGAGCACAUUUGAAAUGGUUCACUACUCUUUUUGUUUUUUUAAAAAAAAUAUUUUUAUGAAAGGCAAGUCAGGCAAUGUCAACUUUAAAACACUGGCAGAAUUAUUAUCUAAAAUUACAAAUAUAAGCAUUUUCAUUUAGAAUGUAAGUUUUUUUCCUCCAAUUUAUAGAAAAUAUUCUAUUUUUCAAUCAUUUCCUAUGUUUCCAAUUACACCAUUGAAAAUACAUAGAAAAGGUUACAUCGUUGUUAUAGUUUUGAUUAGUCAUUAAAAUCAUUGAAAGUUUACAAAUUCAUCUACACAUAAAACAUUCAGGUGAUGGGUAAUCUCAUGGUGAAGCCAUUUAAAUGUAGAAGGAUGGUGUGUAUUGUUCAGGACAGAAUGUACUAUAAUAUUGUAUCAUAGAAGCUUUCAUUACCAGAAUUUUAUUUCCUUCAACACUUUAUAUUAGAUGACAAAGUACCUCUUCCGCAUCUACUGCCCGGAUUUUGCUAUGCAGAAAUCCUGUGGCCAGCUUUUCUUUGUUUUAUGACUUCGAUGAAGUCUCUGUCAACACAAGUUCAUUUAUGCAAAAGUGUAAUUACUGCAUUCCCUGUUACACACACACACACACACACACACACAGAACUUUUAAUCAUAUUUACCACCUGUCUGUGAUAGUAAACUUUUAUUCCUUAUUAAAAAAGUGCACCCUC
Messenger RNA from Melanotaenia boesemani (Boeseman's rainbowfish), 2246 nucleotides. It is a transcript of the gene c15h5orf15, whose product is annotated as chromosome 15 C5orf15 homolog. The transcript has 3 exons. Lineage: Eukaryota; Metazoa; Chordata; Actinopteri; Atheriniformes; Melanotaeniidae. The record is from RefSeq and is a predicted model, not a curated record. Bases 53 to 1018 code for a protein of 321 amino acids.